AUGGACUGCCCGUCCAGUAGCCCUCUUGAAAACGUAGAUAAGGCGAUUCGGGACAUAUUCGAUGCUCUACACGAUGGCGAGAUAUGUGAGGAGGAGAAAACCAACCUCUUUGUGACAUUGAACUACCUACUUCCAGGCACAUUUAUUGAAGCGUUGAAUAUUAUAGAGGCAGAGAAAAUUGUCAAGUACAAACAAAGGGAGCAACCAGAUCGAACUCUGUGGUCGAUUGAUCUGGGAGUAGGGCUACGAAAUAGAGUGUGGAGAUGGAAAUCUCUGGGCCAGGACCUUCGUGAUGUUGCAUGGCCACGACCAGCGCCAAUAGCGACGUCAUCUACUUCAGCAUCACCACCAGCAUCAACAUCACAAGCAUUAUCAUCAGCAUCAGCAUCAGUAUCAGCAUCAGCAUCAGCAUCAACAUCAGCAUCUGUUCCUGCAUCUGUUCCAGCAUCCACUCAGUCACCAUCCGUAGCAUCUUUGCAACCCAUAGCACCUGAUCCAAAAUCUACAACGACUUCUUCCCCACACAAACGUCAACCAAUAGCACCGAGUUCGAUAGAUGCUAGUUUAGGGUCUAAACCACGAGCAUGGGCCGACAUCGCACGGCCAGCUCUAGCUAAACCACAGUUACCUGCACCAACGAGCUCUGAGCCGUCUGUUAAGGCCCCCUCAACAAAGUCAAAUACUCCUGGCAUCAGCACAACGGUGGCACCUAGAACAGCGACGAAUGUUGCUGUGGCAUCGCAGACACCUGAUGUGUCUGCUAAGCAGUUUAAUGGAACGAUGAGUACUGGAGCGAAUGGAACCACGAAAACAAACGGCUCUACCAUGGAGGCAACUAACAAACCUACUCCUACGAAUAGCACUCUGCCGUCAAACGGUGGUAUUACAAUACCUUCACCAGUGGUGACCGCAGCUCCUCCAUUAGCACUCACGCUGGGGAAAGCCACAUCCCUAUAUAAUUACAACAGUCGACGUCAAGCAGAUCAUGCCCGAGGACUGGUCAAUCAAGGAAAUAUCUGUUUUAUGAACUCAGUUCUACAGGUUCUCACCCAUUCUGAACAUUUCUACAGUCUUAUUAUGAGCUUAGGAUCAUCUGUUCAGCAUAAAAUGAUUAGUGAUACACCAAUCCUUGAUGGGUUAAUUGAAUUCAUGACUGAAUUCAGUUCCCCAAAUCCCAGCCCUUACACGGCAGAUUCAUUCUAUAAUAUUAUUAUACAGAACAGCCGGUUCCGUCAUUUGCAAAGAGGUCGGCAAGAGGAUGCUCAGGAAUUUUUGGGAAUGCUUUUGGAAAGUCUUGAAGAUGAGUUUUUGAAAGCUGAGAAGCUGGAAUCGGAUAUUGAUGGUGCAAUUAGCGCUUACAGCACACCGCUAUCAACUGCUAAUAAUUCGGCCAACAGUACAGCACCCAACUCUCCAUCUAUGGCGGCUUCUAUGACAGCAAAUGCCGCUUCAUGGGUUGAGGUAGGCAAGAAAAAUAAACCUCUUCAAUCUCGUUUUUCAGGCGGUGGAGUAACGAACACACCGAUUGGCAAGCUCUUUGGUGGCCGAUUCAAGUCUGUGCUAAGCUUUCCCAGUCAAAACAAACCGCCGUCUAUCACUUAUGACCCAUUUCAACAUGUUCAGCUCGACAUUUCGGAUGAGCGUGUUACCAGCAUAGAGGAGGCCAUUGCUACCAUGUGCGAACCAGAAACUAUUUUAUAUUCGACCUCCCAAAAGGGACAGACCAAGGCCACUAAGCAAGUACUUUUUGAUAUUCUGCCCCGUGUUCUCAUUGUUCACCUUAAAAGAUUUACGUAUUCAUUUGAUUCGUGGGGAACGGGAAGUGAUACUGACGAUGUCAAAAAAAUCACCAAACCAAUCUCAUUUAGUGACGAUCUGACAAUCUCUACGCCAGAUAAUGUACCCCACAAGUACUCAUUAUUUGCUGUGGUGUAUCACCAUGGCCCAUCUGCUACCGUCGGCCAUUAUACGGUAGACGUCAAGUCUCGAACAGGAUGGACUGGUAUCGACGACAUCUCCUUAACCAAGAUCCAUCAACCGGGCACUCUGUCUCCGGACAAUUCAAUAUCCACCAGCAAAACUGCAUACUUGUUAUUUUACACUUUAGAUAAAUAG
Molecule: messenger RNA, 2115 nt
Organism: Sugiyamaella lignohabitans
Lineage: Eukaryota; Fungi; Ascomycota; Dipodascomycetes; Dipodascales; Trichomonascaceae
Gene: UBP3
Product: mRNA-binding ubiquitin-specific protease UBP3
Exons: 2
Coding region: 1-2115 (704 amino acids)
Biological process (GO): protein deubiquitination
Cellular component (GO): nucleus; cytosol
Molecular function (GO): cysteine-type endopeptidase activity; cysteine-type deubiquitinase activity
Source: RefSeq, a predicted model, not a curated record